This is a messenger RNA of Danio aesculapii, 1433 nucleotides long. It is a transcript of the gene tmem275a, whose product is annotated as transmembrane protein 275a. The transcript is spliced from 2 exons. NCBI's taxonomy places the organism in Eukaryota, Metazoa, Chordata, Actinopteri, Cypriniformes, Danionidae. The coding region runs from base 275 to 919 and encodes 214 amino acids. The record is from RefSeq and is a predicted model, not a curated record.
UAAUAUGAGUCGGGCAUCGGAACUCGCUUGAAAAACCGGAUUUAUUUGGUCGGCGUUUUCGAUUCAGAGGAAAUACAGGCUUCGCACGGACAAGGAGACAUCUAACAUCAAGCCUGUGUGAUUCAUCUGGACAUCGACUAAUCGGUAGCAUCCCUGCUGUAUGAAGCAAGCUGUGGUGAAGAAGCAAUGCUGUUCUUCCACAAUUUGCUGACAAGGAGACGACGGAUGUGAGUGUGGUUGCGGCUGCAAUCCUAGAACCUUGAUCCUCGCCAAUAUGGUUUGCAGCGAACAGAAUUCUGGCACAUCAGUGCCCAAAAAGGAAACACAGACCCGCAAGAAGCGGAAAUCCCGUCCGCAAGGUCUGCCUUCUCCUGCCCUCUGCUGUGCAUGUGGACUGUGCAUCAUGUUGGCAGGCAUCAACAUCACCUUAGUUGGCGCCUUUGCCUUCAGUACGCUCGUGCCCUCCAGCAAUCCUCCAAUCAUCAUCGGUCCGAUUCUCCUACUGGUGGCUUUCUCCUUCUUCGGGGCUUGUUGCAUCUGCAGUCGACUGCCUCCACCUCAGAGCUCUCGCCGGUCUAAAGGAGGCGGUGGUUUGGGUUUUAUGGGUCGAGGUGGAGGGGGGUUGGGUGGAGGGGCAGCGUUUGAGAUCGAGACCAGCGAGCACACAAUGCAGGACACCACAGCCGUGCAGCUCAGCCCCACCAACUCUCCCUGCUCCUCCCAUGCCUCCAGUCCUGAAAGAGAAGCUCCUGCCACCGCCGCUAAUGCUACUGUCCCCGCCCCUGACUACGGCCCUCCACGAACCUGCAAACUCUUCACUAUGGAGGCCAACGGACCAAACUCAGCAGCCUUUUCUGCUUCUACAGGGGGUGGAGGGGCGGUCCGACUCACUUUGCCUUCAGACUGCGCUGCCACUUAAGUGUGCCGGUUUAGGUCGCUCUCUGGAGAAGGGCUGGUAUUACUUUAUGUAAAUAGUUCUCAGAAGGAAAGACAAGCACUUUGUCUGAAGAAUUCAUUUGAUUGCCACAGCUGGCUUGUGCCACGAGGUGUAAUAACAAUUGAAACGCUCGCAAAAAUUUAACGGGUUGCAUUUUGGAGACCCAUGUGCUCCUGAUAGAAAUGACAGUGUUAUGCGAGAAGCAUAUGAAGAGCUUUUUGCGUUCUUUGUAUCCAAAGAGAGAGAGCCUUGAAAGGUGAAUCACUGAGGCGUGCUUCACAUAUUCAUACUGUGCCACUGUUACUCAGAGCAUUCACAGUUACUGCGCUCAAAAGAGACAGAAUCAGCUGUUGUGUAAAGAUGGCUUUGGAGACGAGCCUAAGAAACAGAAUGGAGAUAGACACUGCGUGUUGUCAUAUGUCAGUGUAUGGAUGAAAAAAAAGAAUAAAAAUAGAGAUGUUGUAUUUUUUUCUCUGAAAUAAUCAUUUUAAAUAAA